Messenger RNA from Amyelois transitella, 3499 nucleotides. It is a transcript of the gene RhoGAP93B, whose product is annotated as rho GTPase-activating protein 39. Gene Ontology annotation, biological process: signal transduction. Lineage: Eukaryota; Metazoa; Arthropoda; Insecta; Lepidoptera; Pyralidae. Bases 116 to 3412 code for a protein of 1098 amino acids. The transcript is spliced from 22 exons. Gene Ontology annotation, cellular component: cytoskeleton; cytoplasm. Gene Ontology annotation, molecular function: protein binding; GTPase activator activity. The record is from RefSeq and is a predicted model, not a curated record.
CGUCAUGAAGUAAACAUUCAACAUGGAAGCUUUUGUAGCAAUUUCAUUCGUAUUUUAGGUCAAACAAAUUUUUCACGAUGUGUGAAUAAAUACACAAAGAACAGCUUAUCAUUUUAUGAAAAUGUCUUCAGAAAGGGUGGAAUGGGUGGAAAUAAUAGAGCCCAAAACAAAGGAGCAUAUGUAUGCUAACCUAACAACAGGAGAGUGCGUUUGGGAUCCCCCAGAGGGAGUGAAAGUAAAAAGGACAGACUCCUCUCAGUGGUGGGAAUUGUUCGACAUAAAUACACAUAGGUUUUACUACUAUAAUGCUUCAACUCAGACAACAGUGUGGCACAGGCCUACAGACUGCGAUAUCAUACCCUUAGCUAAAUUACAAACAUUGAAACAAAACACAGACCCGCAGAAGCGGAGGGAGUCUUCUACUCAAACAAACAUUGCUGCUGCUCAGGUUGCAUCAUCAGUAGAUCCAGUCAGUAGCAAUGGAAACAGUACAGUGGCUAGUGCCAGCAAGCUUUCUCCGAGUAAUGCCAAAAAUGUUACAAUCACACAAACAAGCCCCGUGCGAACUAGGAGAUCUCAUUACCACCAUAGAAACAGCGGCGAUAGUCGAAGAGGUAGACUCAGUGAAGAUGGUUCCACUCCUGUGUGCCGGCACACUGACUCCGGUAGAUCGUCUGAUAGUAGUAUUAGCAGCGCUCAGCAGAGGCGGAAGCAGGAGCUGAGUGCAAGCGUGGGCGGUGGUCCAGCGAGCGGCGGGUGCGGCGCGGCGGUGUGCACGCCGCAACUGCGUAAGCGCAGCAGCGCCGCGCCGCACGAAGCUGACAAGUGGUCACCACAUACAGCCUUGAAUCGGAGUGGCAGUUUUAUAUCACCCCGUAAAGAUGCGUCGGAUGAUUCCAUGCACGAGAAAUAUUUCAAAUCUGUUGAGAGUACUCCAAUGACCAGACGAAAGUUAAAACAGCAAUCGACCGGUGGCUCGUCUUGCGAGUCAGCAUCGCCUCAGAGUCCAAGCAGUCCAUUACAGAAACCACAACCCGCUCCAUUUCUUCAGCCAUGCGCGGCCCGGCCCUCGCUGGUGUCGUCGAUUUCCCUGGCGACGGAGGCCUGCAGCCCCCUGGCGCUGCACAGCCUGGAGCGGCCGCACCUCUCGCGCCACUCCCGGGACAGGUACUCCGACAGGCACAUAGACAAGGACCGCCUGGCUGAACUGGAGCGCAUGGACCGGUACCCGGAGAAGCAGGCGGUGUACAGCGCGGACAAGCCGUUCCGGCAGACCAGCCUCGAGCUGCGGCACAACUGGCACAGGGCCAGGGAGUUCUCCAGAAGACAACAGGCAGAGCCGGAACGAUUUACGUCGAGCAAAACAUCGGUCUCGUCUGGCAGUAGCAAACACAGAUCAUCAAACGAACCGCAUCAUAAUUUCAUGAGACUUUCCUCUGCCAACGAGCAAGAUAAUAUCGCCGCUGUGAACUACAAGAUGAAAUGCGUGAAUUUGGAGCCCCCGUUGACGGAGCCGAACGUUCAAAAACACAACCAACGACUCGAGAGAAAUUCAACGCCACGAGAUCGAACCAAAUCUAAACGUCACAAACGGCCAGUGGAACUGGAGGCCCCGCCGAUGGACGGCGACGAAGAGGAAGAGGACGGGGGCGGGUCGCCGCUGUACUGCAACUGGGACCUGCGCGGCAUGCAGCAUUUGUUGCCGCUGCAGGACUACAUCAUACAGCAGGCUAAGUUGUCCAGUCGCGGGCGCUACGGCGGCGGGUCCGGCUCGGACGGCGAGUCCGGCUCGUCCCGGUCGCGGUCCGGCUCGUCGCAGUCGCGCUCGCUGUCCGGACACGAGCCGGACAAUGAGUCGUCCGACGGCGGCGCCCGGACGCCUGACGACGAUGACGGAUCCGGCGUUUAUUUGCCGCACUCGUACGGGCAUAGGCCGGCUGAUGUUGAAUAUAUGAAUCAUGCUGUCUCGUAUUAUAAUACGUUUGUCGGUUUUGAAAGGGAUCGGCAGCCAUCGCCUGGGAUACAUAGAACGUCGUCGCUAGGCGGGGGCGCGGCGCCGCAGCCCGCGGUGGGGGGCGGGGGUGGCGGGGGUGGCGGGGGCGCGGGCGCGGCGCGGGCGUGCGCGGAGGGCGGCGCGCCCGCGCUCUACAGCCCCGUGCGGUCGCACGCGCACUUCACCCGCCCGCCGCCCCCGGAGCAGGACAUAGAGAUCUUCGCUAAGGACAACCUCAACUUCAAUAAGGGAAUCUUUAGGAGAAAGGCAUCAGUUCGCGACAUGUUAUCAUGGACGUCUUCGUCAAUCAGCGCGCCCAUGGUCGGCGCUGAUUGGGACAAAGCACACAAGAAGGCGGCCAUAGAUCUAUUUAGACUGGUGCAAAUAUACAUGGGGGACAGGAAAGCAAGACCCGGCAUGACGCUCAAUUCCGUGGCUCAGGAUAUCCUACACGCCACGUUUACUAAUGAAAAGUUACGAGACGAACUGUACGUGCAACUAUGUAGGCAAACGACAGAAAAUCCCCUGCGCGAUUCAUUGCUGCGCGGUUGGGAGCUGCUCGCGGUGUGCCUGGCGUUCGUGCCGCCCUCUCCUGCGUUCCAGCCGGCUCUGACCAAUUACGUCAAUCGGCAUAGAGACCCCGCCUUUGCUGACGCGUUUCCUGAGGUUGGCAAAUGGCCAAUCCACGUGCAAGUUUCACACUACGCGGGCGUGGCGUGCAAAAGGCUAGAGCGAAUCGGAUUUGGUGGCAAGCGGCAGCCGAGAAAACCAAGUACUGAGGAUAUAGACCAAGCUAGGAUUCAAAUCUUCCGUCAAUCAAUGUUCGGUAACACGCUAUCGGAAGUGAUGGCUCUUCAGAAAGAAAGGUUUCCUAACCGCCAGUUGCCGUGGGUUCAAGUGGCGUUAUCCCAGCAAAUUCUGGCGCUGAACGGACGCGAGACGGAAGGCAUCUUCAGGGUCUCUGCCGAUGUGGAUGAAGUCAAUGCCCUAAAAGCUAAAAUCGAUAAUUGGGAACUGCCUGAUGCUUCCACUUUGACAGACGCCCACGCGCCAGCCAGCCUCCUCAAGCUGUGGUACCGCGAGCUGUACGAGCCGCUGAUCCCGGACGCGCUGUACGCGGCGUGCGUGGCGGCCGGCGCGGACUUCGCGGCCUGCGAGCGCGCGCUGCAGCGCCUGCCGCCGCUCAACCGGCAGGUACUCACAUAUCUGAUUAGCUUCCUUCAACAAUUUACCGCUCCCGAAGUGGUAAGUCAGACCAAAAUGGACUCUGCUAAUCUCGCCAUGGUGUUCGCGCCUAAUUGCCUUCGCUGCAUGUCGCAGGAUCCGCGUGUAAUCUUAGAAAACGCACGCAAAGAAAUGACUUUCCUCAAAACACUAAUAACUAACUUGGACACGUCUCACGUCCAAGAUCUUCUGUGACCGAUGAAUCUCAGCUAUUGUAAUAAUAACGUUCUCACCGGAAGGCCCAAUGACUUUUGAACUGGCGAUAGUAUUGCGUGUGACAAG